GUCUUCAAGUGUGCAGUUUGCGACUUUGCGUUUUCUUGUUUCCAUCACUCCCUUCGUUUGACAGUAGUUUCUGUCAACUUAUGGAAAAUUAGCGCAAACAAAAUUUUCAGUGUCGGUGUUCUCUUUACUGCUGUUAAAAUCUUGCUUCACUCACUCUUCUCUAUUUUUUUACAAUAGUAAGUCACUACUACCAAAAUGCCUGCCCCCGCACCCGCAGCUGAAAAUGGAGCACCUAAAUCGGAACUUCAGGAACUUCAACUUAAAGCGACACAAGUUACAGAUGAGUCACUCGAUAGCACGAGGCGGAUGCUGGCGUUAUGCGAGGAGAGCGAGGACGCUGGAGCGAAUACCCUACAACUAUUAAAUCAUCAAGGCGAACAAUUGGAUAGAAUUGAGGAUGGAAUGGAUCAAAUUAACACAGACAUGCGCGAAGCCGAAAAAAACCUUACAGGAAUGGAAAAAUGUUGCGGCCUCUGUGUGCUUCCGUGUCAAAAGGGUUCAUCUUUCAAAGAAGACGAGGGUACAUGGAAAGGUAAUGAUGAUGGUAAGGUUGUGAACAAUCAGCCGCAGCGCAUGAUGGACGAUCGUAAUGGAAUGGGACCACAGGGCGGUUACAUAGGUCGCAUCACGAACGACGCACGCGAAGAGGAAAUGGAGGAGAAUAUGGGACAAGUAAAUACAAUGAUCGGUAAUUUACGAAAUAUGGCCAUCGAUAUGGGUUCGGAAUUGGAAAAUCAAAAUCGUCAAAUCGAUCGUAUCAAUCUUAAGGGUGAAUCCAAUAAGAUGCGGAUAGAGGUGGCGAAUCAGCGAGCUCACAAUCUGCUCAAGUAGACACAUACACGACAACACUCAGUCACUGGCGCUUACUCGUGUCUCUUAGCACUGUAUUUUAAUAACAAUUUGUGUAUUUUUUUAACUACUAACAAUUUGCAUGAGCAGGGUGUGUUAAUGUUGGUUUUGGGACACGGGCAAGUUUUCAGGCAUUAGUGAUUUGUAAACAUAAUAUAGUAUUGGUCCUAUGUUUGUUGGUUAGGGCGAGAGCAACGAAACACGUAUCGCAGUGGCUAACCAGCGAGCCAACAAGCUACUUAAGUCGUAAGAGGGCCGAGUCAAGCGCCUCCUUUUAUAUCUACUCUUCUCUCAAUUCUAGAUGUUGCUUAUUCUCACAAGGUUCUAUUUAUUUACUUUGUAUUAUUAAUUAGAGUAGUUUUUUUUAUCGAUACUGCUUAGAUUCAGUUUUAGAUUUUAGACUCAUUGUUUAUAACCCAUUUUGAAUAAAUAGCAAUUAACAUGUAACGUUGCAUAGUUUAGGUAUGUUAAAGAUUUAACGCACAGCUUAGUUCUGUUUAGUAGCACUAGUUGAACAGAUUUAUUGGGACUGUCUCUCAUGUCGUAUUUAUAAUGUUACUAGUCCACAAGUAGGCGACUAAGCUAUUCAUAUGGUGUGUUAUUCAUAAGUUAUUAUUGUUCGCGGGAACAUUCUAAAAAUAUCAAAUGUUAUUAAUUUUAAGACAGUCGAUAAUCUCGUAAAUUUACUCACCUUUUUUUAUGAUAUUUUUAACAUAUCCUGUGUGAACGUCAGAGAUCUCCCAUCACGAAAUGGGGUACAUCUUUUCUGUAUAAUAUGUUAUGGUUUCAAGUUCACAUGAAGAAUUAACAUAAUUUACAGUAAGAAUCAAAAUAGGUUAGAAGAGGGCUACUUCGCCAUUACAUAAA
This is a messenger RNA of Photinus pyralis (common eastern firefly), 1716 nucleotides long. RefSeq names its product synaptosomal-associated protein 25 (gene Snap25). Lineage: Eukaryota; Metazoa; Arthropoda; Insecta; Coleoptera; Lampyridae. Gene Ontology annotation, biological process: synaptic vesicle fusion to presynaptic active zone membrane; synaptic vesicle priming; exocytosis. Gene Ontology annotation, cellular component: SNARE complex; plasma membrane. Bases 196 to 831 code for a protein of 211 amino acids. The record is from RefSeq and is a predicted model, not a curated record. The transcript is spliced from 7 exons. Gene Ontology annotation, molecular function: syntaxin binding; SNAP receptor activity.